Menidia menidia (Atlantic silverside) is the source of this 3906-nucleotide messenger RNA. NCBI's taxonomy places the organism in Eukaryota, Metazoa, Chordata, Actinopteri, Atheriniformes, Atherinopsidae. The record is from the annotation of a GenBank genome assembly.
AUGAAGAGGGUCCUUGGUGUCCUCCAAGUGUUGCAGCUCGCUGUAUCUCCGCUGGAGUUCACUGGUCUCCUCCUCCAGCUCGCAGAGGAGCUCCUCCGCUCUCCUCUCUUCUGCCUCGUGCUUCUCUUCUAUCUCCCCAAUGAGCAAUGCCUGGUAUCUCUCGAAGGCGAACAUGUCCAGGGGCUUGUUGUGGUUCCGGCAGAGGUGACUGGCGGCGAAGGUGGCCGGAUCCGUCAGCCUGUGCUUGGUCAUCACCGGAUCCCUCAGGUGCGGGGUCAGGUGGACCUCACAAUAGGAGGCCUGGCAGACGAGGCACGACUUCACCGCUGUCGCUCUGUGGUCGCGGCAGACAUCGCAAGGGAUUUCUUCGGAUUUCGAGGAUUGCCUCGACGUCUGCCUCUUUGCUGGCACUGGCCUCAUGUCGGGGGUGUAGCGGCCUCCGUUCUUCUCGGCCACCAUCUUCUGGACCGUGUGGAGCAGCUUGGACACCUGCGCCUGGUUGUUCCUGUACUGGCCCUGCCGGCCGUUGUCCCAGUGCUUGUUGUCGACCACGUGGCACCGGCCGCCGCACCUCUCCACCACCUCUCUCAGGCGCCGGUUUCCCGCGAGGAAGGCCUCGAUCGUCAUAUCUUCGGACAGCUGGUCUCCGUGGGUGAAGACCACCGUGGCGUGGUCGAACACCUCGUCGGAGAAGCACUCGGCUAUCUGCCCGACGACGGCCGACUCCUGCUCGGUGAACUUGUCCACCUUGAGGACGAUGAUGAAGGCGUGGGGCCCCGGAGGCCCCGAGCUCCCGCUCGGACCUCCCCGGGGAGAAGAAACCCGGCGUGUCGACCAGAGCGACGCUUCGGCCACCGACCGUCCCGGACUCCACCUGACAAGAACCUGCGUACGCCGCGGAAAAAUGCCGGACACCGAACGCCUCCCUCCCUAACACGCCAUAAACAAAUAACAGCAUUAAUGGAAACUAUUGCUACCCGACGCUACUUCCUCCUGUGGUGGCGAUUCCUCUUGCUGAUCACAACUUCUCCACCUCUUGUCAUACAGAUAAUGGCCUCUUUGGGAAAAACGCUGCCAGAGGAACAGUUCCAAUGCGCCAUCUGUCGCCGUGUGUUUACCGACCCGGUGACCACUCCUUGUGGACACAACUUCUGCCACGCCUGCAUCCAGGCCGCGUGGGCCGACGGCGAAAUGUGCCGGUGCCCCGCCUGUGACCGGUCCUUCAGCCCGCGGCCGGAGCUGAGCGUCAACGCCGCUUUCAAAGAGCUGGCCGACGCCUUCAGAGCGAUGGCGUCCGGCUCGCCGGCCCCCGCGCUGACCGCGGCCGGGCCCGGCGAGGUGGCCUGCGACGUCUGCGCCGCCGCCGCCGCCGCCGCCGCCUCGGCGCCGGUCAGGGCCCUCAAGUCCUGCCUGGUCUGCCUGACCUCCUACUGCGAAGGCCACCUGGAGCCCCACCGGAGGGUGGCCACCCUGAGGCUGCACAGGCUGAUGGACCCGGUCCAGAACCUGCAGGACAGGAUGUGCGGGAAGCACCAGAGGCUGCUGGAGAUGUUCUGCAGGGACGAGCAGAUGUGCGUGUGCCGGUUCUGCACCGAGACCGAGCACAAAGGCCACCGGACCGUGAGCGUUGAGGAAGAGAGCCAGGAGAGGAAGGUCCAGGUGAAGAAGACGGGAGCAGAUUUACAGCAAAUGACCCAGGAGAGACUGAAAAAAGCGGAGGAGAUUAAAAACUGCCUGAAGCUCAGCACGCUGAAUGCGGGGAAGGAGACGACGGAGAGCGAGCGUCUGUUUGCGGCGCUGAGCCGCUCCGUCGAGGAAAGACGAGACGAGGUCAGCGCCGAGAUCAGGGCCAAGCAGGAGGCUGCACAGAAAAGAGCGGAGGAGCUGGUGGGUGAGCUGCAGCAGGAGGUGGCCGAGAUCCGGAGGCGGAGCGCGGAGCUGGAGGCCCUGGGGGACACUGAAGACCACCUGCACCUUCUCCAGAGCUUGCCUGCUCUUGUGUCACCCCCCGCCACCAGACCAUGGACGGAGAUCAGCAUCUACCCGGAGCUCUGUGUGGGGACGCUGAGGAGGGCGCUGUCCAAACUGGACGUCACCAUAAAGAAUCAGCUGGACAGUUUGAAGACGCAAGAGAUGAGGAGGAUGCAGAAAUACGCAGUUGACGUAGUGAUGGAUCCACACACUGCCCAUCCAAACAUUGUCCUGUCGGCUGAUGGAAAGCAGGCAGGCCGAGGGGAGCUGCUGCAAAUCGUGCCCGAGAACCCCCAACGCUUUGACCCCGUCAUCUGUGUUCUGGCCAAGAAGGGUUACCUGUCGGGAAGGUUCUACUUCCAGGUCGCCGUGGGGCAAAAGACCUACUGGGACCUUGGUGUGGUCAAGGAGACCGUCAACAGGAAAGGUAUGAUCACCUCCACGCCGGAGAACGGCUUCUGGACGGUGCGUUUGAGGAACGGCGAUGAGUAUCGCGCCCUGGACUCCCCCUCUGUCCUCCUCACUCUUCGGGAAAGGCCCCAGACCGUCGGAGUGUUUGCAGAUUAUGAGGAGGGGACGGUGUCCUUUUUCGACGUGGAUGCCGCCUCUCACCUCUACACCUUCACUGACUGUGUGUUUUCCGAGAGGAUCUUCCCCUUUUUCAGUCCAGGGGUCUUUGAUGAGGGGAAAAAUGCGGAGCCACUGAUCAUAAAGGCUGUCGACAACAGCAAUGCCGUCCAGGCGACAAAGAAAAAACACCUCGGAAUCCCGGAGGCGGUAUUUGUGGAGGACGUCGACUCGUUUAUGAAGCAGCCCGGCAACGAGACGGCAGACGCAGCGCUGAGGAGGCUGGACGAGCAGUACCAGAAAUACAAAUACAUGGAUCUCAAUCUGUCUCAGAAGAAAAUGAGGUUGAAAAACCAGAUCCCACAAAUCACACAGACGCUAGAAAUCCUACGACACAUGCAGAAGAAGAAGGACACAACAGAAGCCAUGGAAACGCACUUCCUAUUGGCCGACAACGUUUACUGCAAGGCCUCAGUGCCUCCCACUGACAAAGUGUGCCUAUGGUUAGGGGCGAACGUCAUGCUGGAGUACGACAUCGACGAGGCCCAGGCUCUCCUAGAGAAGAACCUGUCCACGGCGUCUCGCAACCUGGAGACGCUGGAAGACGAUCUGGACUUCCUCAGGGACCAGUUCACCACCACCGAAGUCAACAUGGCACGAGUCUACAACUGGGACGUGAAGAGAAGGAGCAAAGAGAACCUCCUGAAAUCAGUCGAAAAGUCUUAAAAAAAACCCUCAUUUUGUGCUCCCCCCCCUCCCUCCCCGACGCAAGGAAACGUGAACCCCUCCCAAACCCAGAACCCCCUGCGUGUGUGUGCGGUCGCCACCCCCCCCGGGCCGGGGGGGGGGGGGGGGUGUCUGGAGGCGCCGUGGUCAUCCCGUUCCAUCCCUGUCCAGCCGAGCUCGCACCCCCUCCAUCGCCACUGUUUUUCCCUGUUGAUUUGCUACUUUUUAAAGUAUUUUUUCAAGUAAAAACGUAACAAAAAGGCAAGUGAGGCGGUUUUGUGUUCUUUUUAAUGGUUGCAGUAUGUUCUGUUCUUUUUUUUGUUUUGUUUUCUGGUCCUUUUCUCCCUUAAAUCACCCCCCCCCACCCCCCGGACUUUCACCCGCCCGUCUGUCUCAUCCUUUAACAGCGCUCACAAAUGGUCGCUCUUCUGAGUGGAGUCUCUCUGUUCAGCAGGUUGAUGAUUAUCAACAGCAGGUGAAUGAAGAAUAAAAUGGUUUUGCCUCUCGGAUCUUGUUUUCAGUUACUGAAGGACUUCUUGUCUGUUUUUCCUCAAGGAUCGACUUUAGUCUGGUUUCAAAGCCGCCGCCCACCCUCCACCCUUUGGCCUCCCACACGCCACCGUCUCCUCCACCCCCCCACCC